UCAAGAUGCUGAACAACGUAUGUAGAGUUUGCGGAAGGCAGAAACUCUGCGAGAAGAGUAUCAAUCUCUUCGAUUUGGUCAACCGAAAAUUUCUGAAGCAUCUACACAUGAUCACUGGACUGAGGCUGGGGGAAUUGGAUAAUGUUUCUGGUUUUAUGUGUCGCUGUUGCCAGUUGGAACUCAGAUCGGCUUUGGCCUUUCGUAAGCUGUGCAUCAAGACGCAAAAAAAAUGGUUGACCAUAGAGGAGGACUCCUCGUCGGAGGAAGAGAGUGCCGAGGAGGAAUCGGAGAACGAAUCAAAAAAACAUGUUGAAGUCGGCACUUUUCGGGAAACCAACAACGCCGAAGCGCUUGAAGAAACAUUUCAAAUACUAAUUGAAGAGCAGCCCUUGGAUAAUAGUUUGAUUCAUGAUCGGGAGGCAGAAGAAGAACCGGAUUUUGUAUUAGCUUGUAACCAAAAUGAUUUUUCGUCUCCCCGAAAGAUUCCCAGAAUUACGACCAAAACCAAACUCGAUAACCAGAUAUACAUAUGCGAGCUGUGUGGGACUCAUGCCACCUCGAAAUCCACUUUCUUGCGACAUAUGAGAAAACACACGGGCGAACGUCCAUUUGGCUGCAAGGAAUGUGAUGCCAGAUUUCUCUCUGCCGGUGAACUACGCGCCCACCUUCGUGUCCAUACCGGAGAGCAACCGUUUGCGUGCCGCUUCUGCGACAGGAGAUAUGUCAGCUACAUGGGUCGGGUGAAUCACGAAAAGACUCACACCAACGAGCGACCCUACGUCUGCGUUGAGUGUGGCAAGACCUUCAUCACAGCCCAUACUCUGAAGAACCACAUGCUUAUCCACACGGGUGAGAGACCUUUCUGGUGUGACCUUUGUGAUCGCUCUUUUCAAAGAAAAACUCAUCUCAUCGUGCACAAUCGUUCGAUGACACACAUCAAAAUGUCAAAGGUGAAGAAAACAAAGCCAGGUGAACUUGAGGAAAUCUAAAUAUAAGAUUGUUUCUUAAUAAGGAUGGUAAAGGAUCUUUAAAAUAAUACUUAUAAGUUUAA
Messenger RNA from Drosophila eugracilis, 1051 nucleotides. RefSeq names its product transcription factor Ouib. Lineage: Eukaryota; Metazoa; Arthropoda; Insecta; Diptera; Drosophilidae. The coding region runs from base 6 to 989 and encodes 327 amino acids. The transcript has 3 exons. Gene Ontology annotation, biological process: regulation of transcription by RNA polymerase II. Gene Ontology annotation, molecular function: DNA-binding transcription factor activity, RNA polymerase II-specific; RNA polymerase II cis-regulatory region sequence-specific DNA binding; zinc ion binding. The record is from RefSeq and is a predicted model, not a curated record. Gene Ontology annotation, cellular component: nucleus.